Molecule: messenger RNA, 491 nt
Organism: Vigna angularis (adzuki bean)
Lineage: Eukaryota; Viridiplantae; Streptophyta; Magnoliopsida; Fabales; Fabaceae
Product: stress-response A/B barrel domain-containing protein HS1
Exons: 2
Coding region: 17-337 (106 amino acids)
Biological process (GO): pollen tube adhesion
Source: RefSeq, a predicted model, not a curated record
AUGGGUAGUUGUAAAAAUGGAGGAAGCAAAAGGACUAGUGAAACACAUAGUGCUCGCAAAGUUCCAGGACGAUGUCACUACCGAGAAGAUUGAAGAACUCAUCAAUGCCUUUGCCAACCUGGUCAAUCUUAUUCCACCCAUGAAAUCCUUCCAUUGGGGCAAAGAUGUGAGUGUUGAAAAUCUGCAUCAAGGCUUCACUCAUGUGUUUGAAUCAACCUUUGAGAGUACAGAAGCCAUUGCUGAGUAUUUAGAUCAUCCUGCUCAUGUUGAGUUUGGAAAUUUGCUACUUUCCAAUCUGGACAAAAUACUUGUCAUUGACUAUAAACCUACCAGUUAACCUUUGAUUGGGAGAGUAAUAAUGUCUCAAUUUCACUGUUAGUAACUCAUAAAAAUAAGUUUGGUUGUUUCUUCUUAAUUAUUGUAAUCUCUACUUUGAUUAUUGUAUGUACUACAAUGGUUUCCUUUAUGAACACAUAUAUCUGAAUUUGAUA